AUGGACUCAGCUCUUCGCGAUGCCGUGACUCGAUUUAUCGAGCGCCAUCCUGAAUCCCAACGCCUGCAUAAGCUAUCUCUCGAAAGCCUACCGGGAGGAAAUACCCGCACGUUGCUGCACACAGCACCAUUCCCAGUUUUCAUGCGCAAGGGCGAAGGUUCCGAAUUAUGGGAUGAGGAUGGAAACAAGUAUUUUGAUCUAGUCGGCGAACUAUCCGCAGGUUUAUAUGGUCAUUCUAACCCGACGCUGCAAAAGGUAUUGACAGAAACCAUCCAGAAUGUCGGAUUAAAUCUGGGAGCGACAAAUGUCUACGAGCAGCGAUAUGCAUCGUUGCUGUGUGAGCGGUUUAGUCUCGAACGGGUCCGGUUUACAAACUCCGGAACAGAAGCAAACAUCCACUGUCUUGCUGCAGCCAGGAAAUUCACCGGCCGUCGUAAGAUCAUCGUCUUCCGCGGAGCUUAUCAUGGUAGCGUGCUGUCCUUUGGGGGUAACAUCGCGGAAAACAACAUUGACCAGGCGGAUUGGGUACUACUACAAUACAACGAUUCCAAAGGUGUCCAGGAAGCGUUUUCCCAAAACAAUGACAUUGCUGCUGUCAUUCUAGAGGGGAUCCAGGGGGCUGGCGGGUUCAUUUCUGGAUCGCCCGAGUUCCUACGAACAAUCCGCGAAGAGAGCGAGAAAGCGGGCGCGUUGACGAUUCUGGAUGAGGUGAUGACAUCCCGGUUGGCACCGGGAGGAUUGAAAGAGUUGUUCGGGAUCAAACCAGAUCUCAUCACUUUGGGCAAGUAUCUAGGUGGAGGCUUGCCAUUCGGGGCUUUCGGUGGCCGACAAGAUAUCAUGGAUGUUUUCAACCCUCUCACGCCCGGGGCUUUAGUACACUCUGGCACAUUCCAGAAUAACACAUUGAUGCUGCACUCUGGAUAUGCGGGACUCUCUGAAGUUUAUACAGCUGAGGUUGCUCAAUCAUUCAAUGCCCAAGGCGAUGACUUGCGUCAGCGCUUGAAACAGGUCUUUGCGGGAUCCAAGUUCUGUGUUACUGGCCAUGGUUCUCUUAUGUGCGUUCACGCCACUGAGACAGGACUUCGCGCGGAGCAGAUCACUUGUCGAGACGAUGUUGCUGCGGUUGAGGCUACAGAUCUCAAGCAGCUUUUCUGGGUGGAAAUGGUGAAUGCAGGGUUCUGGGUGCAGAGUCGAGGAACAAUCACCUUGAACAUCGCUAUGUCUACCACGGAUCUCGAUGCGUUUGUUGAAGCUGUCGAGGAGUUUUGCAAGAGGUAUAGGCCCUUGGUUGUAGUUUAG
This is a messenger RNA of Penicillium crustosum, 1299 nucleotides long. RefSeq names its product aspartate aminotransferase family protein. The record is from RefSeq and is a predicted model, not a curated record. The transcript is spliced from 2 exons. The coding region runs from base 1 to 1299 and encodes 432 amino acids. Gene Ontology annotation, molecular function: pyridoxal phosphate binding; transaminase activity. Lineage: Eukaryota; Fungi; Ascomycota; Eurotiomycetes; Eurotiales; Aspergillaceae.